UUGACACUUCUGGUAGAGAAAGUAUUGGUGGGAAAUGUGCUCACAGAUUAAAUAUAAAACUGCCACAAUCAUGGUUUUAAUGUAAACCUAACUGUGUAAAUCUGUACCAGAUUUUGCUCCAUCCAUUUCCUAACAACUCCAGCUUCCUUGUCCCACUGAAGAAGAUGAACCUGACACCGUGAUGCCAGCACUGCAGUAUUUUACAUCUGUCUGCACCGCCAGAGCUGAUGCAUACAAACGAUGCAUUCCCCCGAGGAGUUCUGCAGCUGUCUGAAAUUAUAAUCAGGCCUCAGCUCAAACUACAUUUUCAAUGUUAUUCUUGCAGAACAUUUCGCUCUCAGAUCGGCUCCUUGUCUGCUGAGAUGGCCGUGCGCACGCGGAUUUGCAUACUCCAUAGCCAUUGGCUGAGUGGAAAUUGCGCUUCAACAGGCUGCCUCGCUGUGAUUGGAAGGGGAUAGGAGCUCUGGAAAGCGGGGAUAAAUAGGAAAGUGUGAGAAGCCGCAUUCUUAAUGAGUAACUUAGAGGCAACUGAUGGGAGAAGUCAGAAAUCAGCAGGCAAAAUAAAAAUAGACAGGUGUGAUUGCAAAAGCGGGGUUUUAAAGAAUUUCAAGUGGGGGGAAAGGCGUUGCAAUUUGUAGUUGUACAGAUAAGUGAAAAGGAGCAAACUUGGACUUUUCUGCAACAAGCUGACCCAAAAAGGCGCAAACAUGUCUCUGGAGGUGAAGGAGAAGACUCAAGUGCGGGUUGUCUUUCUGGGGGCUGCAGGGGUAGGCAAGACGGCUCUGAUCAGACGCUUCCUCCAGGACACCUUCGAGCCGAAACACAGGCGCACCGUGGAGGAGCUGCACAGCAAGGAGUACGACAUCGAAGGGGUCAAAGUCACCGUGGAGAUCCUGGACACCAGCGGCAGCUACUCCUUCCCCGCCAUGCGCAAGCUCUCCAUCCAAAACAGCGACGCCUUCGCCCUGGUGUACGCUGUGAAUGACCCCGAGUCCCUGGAGGCCGUCAAAACUCUCCGUGACGAGAUCCUGGAGAUCAAGGAGGACAAGUACACGCCGAUCGUGGUGGUGGGGAACAAGGCGGACAGGGAGGAGGAGCGCCAGGUGUCCGCCGACGACGUGCUGGCUACCGUGGAGAUGGACUGGAACAACAGCUACCUGGAGGCGUCCGCCAAGGAGAACUCCAACGUGGUGGAGGUGUUCAAGGAGCUCCUGCAGCAGGUGAACCUCCCCAGCCGCCUGAGCCCGGCGCUCCGCAGGCGCAGGGAGACUUUCCCCAAGGGCACCGACUUUCGGCCACCGAUGAACAAAACCAACAGCUGCAUCCUGUCAUAAUGAGACGGGCAGAGAUUCUGAUCCACAAGGAGACAACCUGGAGAAAGCCCAAUUAAGUUCUGCUGGACAGAGAGAGAGAAAAAGGAUAAACUCUGGAGACUUAAGUCAUACGAACAUCCAACAGUAACCCUGGACAAAGAGACGCUUUGACUUAUACCCGAGAGGAGAUGUUAAACUAACUCCAUUUGUUGGCUGCUUGUUAGUGACCUGCUGGUAUUUAGCUCAAUUUAUGGGAUUCACAUGUCGAAUAAUGAUGAUAAAAUAUCCAGGCUGCAGCCCGUAGACUGUUUGGCAGAGUGUUUUAAACGGUGUCUGUUAUAUGUUGUGCAUAAGCAUCUGUUUUGUGUAAAUACGUUUUUGUAAUUAAGCAACUGACAUGUAGCACAUCGUGUUUACAAUUUUUAAAUUCAAAAUGUUGUUUUUCUAUUGAGAGUUAAGUGAGCCGUGGUAAAAUACUGUUAUUAACAUAAAUGCACUUUUCAAAUGUGUUUUUUUUUCUUAAAGGUACCAUCACAAAUGUUCAUUGUUAAUAAUUAUUAAUGUUGUAGCCAUUUAUUUACAAAUGUACUGUACAUAAAUGUGGAAUAAAAACUUGCUGGAUUACUUGU
This is a messenger RNA of Gambusia affinis (western mosquitofish), 1942 nucleotides long. RefSeq names its product ras-related protein Rap-2a-like. Gene Ontology annotation, molecular function: GTPase activity; GTP binding. Bases 708 to 1334 code for a protein of 208 amino acids. NCBI's taxonomy places the organism in Eukaryota, Metazoa, Chordata, Actinopteri, Cyprinodontiformes, Poeciliidae. The record is from RefSeq and is a predicted model, not a curated record. The transcript is spliced from 2 exons.